This is a messenger RNA of Solenopsis invicta (red fire ant), 5008 nucleotides long. It is a transcript of the gene Uggt, whose product is annotated as UDP-glucose:glycoprotein glucosyltransferase. NCBI's taxonomy places the organism in Eukaryota, Metazoa, Arthropoda, Insecta, Hymenoptera, Formicidae. Gene Ontology annotation, cellular component: endoplasmic reticulum. The record is from RefSeq and is a predicted model, not a curated record. Gene Ontology annotation, molecular function: UDP-glucose:glycoprotein glucosyltransferase activity. The coding region runs from base 219 to 4772 and encodes 1517 amino acids. The transcript is spliced from 24 exons.
UGAUCAAAUGAUGACUGUUUGCCUGUUCGUCGUGGUUCGUCGCUCGAGUGCCGCCAAUUGUCACCAGCAAUACGUCACCAAACUUGCUGCAUGAUAAUUGCUCGUGAGACCGAUCGCCGCUCCGAAAUAUUGUGCAUGUGGCACGCACAUUGGAUGGAUUGGCUAUAAUCAUCAAUGCUUUCUCUGUAGUUAAAAUAAUUUUACUAACUCUUUUGGAGAUGAGGGGGCUCAUAUUUUUUUACAUACUCUCAUUAUGCUCCAGUCAUCUUGGAGCUGACAAAAUCAACAAAUAUGUAACAACUUUAAUAAAUGCCAAAUGGAAUGAAACGCCUCUUGUUCUCGAGGCAGCUGAAUAUCUUAGCGAUGAGAAUUCAAAUUACUUUUGGAAAUUUAUCGAUUCAUGUUCCAGGUUUACUAAUCUUGUACAGGCAACACAGGAGGAUUAUUAUCGCUUAAGUCUGGAAUUGGCUGAAGAGUUUCUAUCUCAGUCUGAAAUAGCAGUUUUUAAGUUAGGAUUGUCUUUACGUAUAUAUUCCUCACGUGUGGAAAUGUUCUCUCAAAUGGCUGUGAAUAAAAAUGUUUCUUCAUAUGGAUGCAACAAUGUUGUUAAUAUUGGUGGAACAUUUACUUGUUCUUUAGCAGAUAUAGAUAAGCUGGUUGAUCAGGAUACAUGGGAAAAUGUAGAUACCUAUGAUGUAGAUCAUCGAUAUUUAAGUACUCCUGAAUCUGAUAAAAUAAUAAUAUUGUAUGGCCAGGUUGGAACUCCUAUGUUCACCGAUUUUCAUGAAAAGCUAAAAAACAUAGCAGAAACAAAAGGGAUCAAUUACAUUCUUCGUCAUUAUGUUAAGGACAGGGAGGAGAAGAAAUUGCGUUUAUCAGGCUAUGGUGUAGAAUUACAAAUGAAAUCUACAGAAUACAAAGCUACUGAUGAUUCUGAUAUUGAAGACAACACAGGGAAAAGCUCUGAAAUGGCAAAUGAUGGCAUGGAGGAAAUUGAAGGGAUCAACUUUAUGAUUUUAAAGAAACUAUAUCCAGAUCAACAAGCUGAAUUAGAUAAAAUACAAACGUAUUUACUGGAAACUAGUCAUGAGAUUGGUGCUUUUAAAGUAUGGCAGUUUCAAGAACUGAGUCACCAGGCAGCUGAAAGGAUAAUGAAGUCUCCUUCUGCAGAAGCAUUAAAUAUCUUGACUGAUAUAUCGCAAAAUUUUCCUAUGCAAGCAAAAUCGCUAAUUCGAACUAAAGUAAAUAGCGAUAUGAAGAAAGAGAUGAAAUUGAAUCAAGAAAUAUUUAUGGCAAGUUUAAAUAUACAACCAACUGACACAGCGCUUUUCAUCAAUGGCUUAUUUUUUGACUUGGAAGCUAUUGAUAUUUUAACCCUUUUAGAAUCUUUGAGAAGUGAGCUACGAGUGAUGGAAGCUCUUCAUAAAAUUGGGUUCAGUAAUAAAAAAAUGAGUAAACUAUUAGCUUUGGAUUUAUCUGGAGGUACGGAUAAUCAAAACUUUGCAAUGGACAUAAGAGAUUCCGCAAUUAAUUGGAUCAACGAUAUCGAAAGUGACCCACGUUACAGUAAUUGGUCACCGUCGUUAACUGAAUUAUUACGGCCAACAUUUCCUGGCAUGCUUAGAAAUAUUAGAAGAAAUUUAUAUAAUCUAGUAUUAAUUAUUGAUCCUCUAAGUGAAGAUUCCAUGCCACUAAUAACUUUAGCGCAAUCUCUCUAUGCGCAUUCCGCACCACUAAGAGUAGGAUUUGUCUUUGUGACAAAUUAUAAUACAUCUGUAACAGGUUUAAUGGAUGCCAGUGUUGCAGUUAAUAAUGCGUAUCAUUAUUUUGCAGACACUAGAAGUCCGAAAGAAGCUUUACAUUUUCUGUCAGAGUUAGGAAAUUACAUCGGACAAUCUGGUGCUGACGUAGAUGAUAUUAAAAAAGUUAUUAGAUCCAAAGACUCGUCCGCUAGUAUACCGUACAUUCUUGGUGAAGAGUCGGAAUACGACGUAGGACGGCAUUUGGCUAGCGACUUUAUAAAACGAUGUGGUUUCAAGAAAUUCCCACAAGCUUUGUUGAACGGUGUACCUUUGACGCCUAAUCAGAUUAAUUCUGAAUCGUACGAGGAAGCAGUGUUAUCUACUAUUAUGUCACAGACACCUAUGUUGCAAAAAGCAGUCUAUCGAGGUGAAGUAACAGAAGGAGACGACAUUGUUGAUUUUCUCAUGAAUCAACCAAAUGUUAUGCCACGAUUGAAUGAGCGUAUUUUGAAGGUGGACAAGAAUGCAUGGUUAAAUUUAAUAGGUACACUUCCUAAAGAUGUUGACUAUAUUAACUUAACUUCUCAAGAUUUGUCAACUUAUUUAAUGGAGAAAAUGCAUUACUUCUUUGUACCGCGUCGUAAUACGCGUCAUCUAUAUUCCUUCUGGGUUGUAGUUGAUUUAAAAUCAUUAUCUGGCAGACAAUUACUACGAGAGGCCCUUGAAUAUGUAGAAUCAAAUACUGAUGCGCGAAUUAGUAUUAUUAUUAACGCAAAAAAUGACGCAAAUCUCAACUCUGAUAUUAAUAAAAUUGUGCUUGCUGCAGUAAGUACAUUGUCACCAGAAAAAGCUAUACUUUACACUCGUAAAAUCCUUAGAGAAGACAAUGCUGAGCUCAUUGCUGAUGGUAACUUUAAAAUUGAGGAUGAAUCUGUGGCGACAAUCUUAGAGGAUCAAAAUUAUCGAUCGAUAUUAUCAUUACAUCAACAUUAUGUUAAAACUGUUCUAAACAUGGAGUUAGGAGCAAGAGCAGUUUUGUGCAAUGGCCGUAUUAUUGGCCCCUUGGAUAAUAACGAAGAAUUUACAAGUGAAGACUUUUCGUUAUUAGAAAGAUUUAGUCAAAGCACUUAUGGCGAGAAAUUAUUUAUGAAAUUGAUAAAGGAUCAAAUCUUCAAUGAAGAUGAAUACGAAGAAAAUAAUAUUACGGAUGAUACGAUUAUGAAGAUUACUUCACUCUUAGUGCCACGUCCACAAACUCGAAGUCGGUAUGAUGUUCCUUUUCAUGGAGAUGAUCAUAGCGUCAUCAAAAUUCCAGCAGCCAAUUCCAAUAAAGUUGCCUUCAACUUCAUUGCCAUUGUAGAUCCAGUUUCACGUGGCGCUCAAAAAUUGGGACCGAUAUUGAAAACGUUACAACAAGCUUUAAAUUGUAAUAUAAAAGUAUUUUUGAAUUGCGUAGACAAGAAUAGCGAUAUGCCGUUGAAGAGCUUUUAUCGAUUUGUGCUCGAACCUGAAUUGCAGUUUACAACAAAAGGAGAUAUUAGUGGUUCUAUCGCAAAAUUUACAAAACUUCCCACUUCAUCAUUAUUAACCCAAUAUAUUCACGCACCUGAGAACUGGCUUGUAGAAGUAGUUCGCAGUGUUUAUGAUUUAGAUAACAUUAAGCUCGAUAAUGUUGCGAUGGGUGUACACAGUGAAUUUGAGUUAGAAUACUUGCUGCUCGAAGGUCACUGUUUUGAAGCAGUAAUGGGGAAUCCACCAAGAGGCCUUCAGUUCACAUUGGGUACCGAGAAACAGUCCAUAAUGGUUGAUACUAUAGUAAUGGCCAAUCUCGGCUACUUCCAACUCAAAGCAAAUCCCGGCGAAUGGGUAUUGCGUCUUCGGCAAGGACGAUCCGCAGAAAUAUACGACUUUACUACUGUUGAUGGGCAGGACGUUAUUCAGAAUGGCAACGAUGUGAAAGUUCUAUUAAGUUCUCUUAGGAGUCACGUGUUGAAAGUAAAGGUUUCCAAGAAGCCAGACAAGGCAAGGCUUGAUCUCUUAUCGGACAACGAAAAAGAUUCCGGACUAUGGAAUUCCAUUUCUAGCAUUGCCAAAUUUUGGACAUUUACGGCGACAGAUGAAAAUGAAGAUAAAGAUGAGAAAUUAAAUAUCUUCUCUCUUGCUUCGGGACAUUUAUACGAAAGAUUCUUAAAGAUCAUGAUGCUAAGUGUUAUUAAACACACUAAGACACCAGUUAAAUUUUGGUUCUUAAAAAAUUACCUGUCACCAACGCUAAAGGACUUUUUGCCACAUAUGGCUAAGGAAUAUGGUUUUGAAUACGAACUUGUUCAAUACAAAUGGCCCCGUUGGCUUCAUCAACAAACUGAAAAACAAAGAACUAUUUGGGGAUAUAAAAUCCUAUUUCUCGACGUAUUAUUCCCAUUGAAUGUUAAGAAAAUAAUAUUUGUUGACGCAGAUCAGGUGGUAAGAGCGGAUUUGAAAGAAUUAGCAAAUAUAGAUCUCAACGGCGCACCUUACGCGUACACGCCAUUCUGUGACAGUAGAACCGAAAUGGAUGGAUUUAGAUUUUGGAAGCAGGGAUAUUGGAGAAAUCACUUGCAAGGUCGUGCUUACCAUAUCAGCGCAUUAUAUGUAGUCGAUCUCAAACGAUUCCGUCGUAUUGCUGCUGGAGAUAGACUACGAGGACAGUAUCAAGCAUUGAGUCAAGAUCCAAAUAGUUUAUCAAAUCUUGAUCAGGAUCUCCCUAAUAAUAUGAUCCAUCAAGUGGCUAUUAAGACACUACCGCAGGAGUGGCUGUGGUGUGAAACCUGGUGCGACGAUACAUCAAAGAAAUACGCCAAAACUAUAGAUUUAUGUAAUAACCCGAUGACUAAGGAAGCGAAAUUACAAGCAGCCAUGCGUAUCUUGCCCGAAUGGGUAGGUUAUGAUGAAGAAAUUAAAACUUUGCAACAGAAAGUAGAGAAUGCAAACAGACAGACGGAGAAAGAUAGUGAAACUAUUGAUCAUGUCUCAAGCCACAAUGAAUUGUAAAUUACAUUUAUACAUAUAUGACGAUCUGAGGGAUAUAUCAAACUCGAAGAUUGCCGAUCAAAUUUUAUAAAAUUCUGUAUAAAGAAAUUCUCGUUUACGCUACAGUAACAAGCGUCAAUACGUAAAAGUUUCCAUAUUUCACUUUUGUAAGUAACACUAGGCACUUUAUGUGUAAAUAUUUGCCACUGGUGCUCUCGUGUAAGUUCUCAAAAAUAAGGAUAUAUUGAGAAAGCUGA